Molecule: messenger RNA, 1705 nt
Organism: Glycine soja
Lineage: Eukaryota; Viridiplantae; Streptophyta; Magnoliopsida; Fabales; Fabaceae
Product: dof zinc finger protein DOF5.4-like
Exons: 1
Coding region: 218-1243 (341 amino acids)
Biological process (GO): regulation of DNA-templated transcription
Molecular function (GO): DNA-binding transcription factor activity; DNA binding
Source: RefSeq, a predicted model, not a curated record
CCGAAGACUCUUUCUCUCUUCUCUUUCACGCUAUUCCCCGAAACCUUGUUUCCACACUGACACACACUCCUUCACCCAACACCAACAGAACAAUAAAACAUAGUACACUACACAGUGAAAAAGAGAGAGAACUCUCUCUUCUUUCUUUCUUUCUUUCUUUCUCAGUCACAUAACACAAAAAACAUUACUAAACUUCAGGUUUCGUUUGUGGCCGGAAAUGCAGGAAAUACACUCCAUCGGCGGCGGAAGGUUCUUCGGCGGCGGCGGCGACCGGAGGCUGAGGCCGCACCACCAGAACCACCACCAGCAGCCGCCGAUAAAAUGCCCCCGCUGCGACUCACUCAACACCAAGUUCUGCUACUACAACAACUACAACCUCUCCCAGCCGCGCCAUUUCUGCAAGAACUGCCGUCGCUACUGGACCAAAGGCGGCGUCCUCCGCAACGUCCCCGUUGGCGGCGGUUGCCGGAAAUCAAAACGCUCCAACAAGCCCAAAACCACCACCUCAGCCGCCGCCACCACCAGCAGCAACAAUAACAAUAACAACCCUUCCUCUUCCUCGGAAACCGCUGCGGCAACCGCACCAACGCCACCACAACAACCGCCUCCGCCACUUGAGCUAGAGCAUAAUUCUCACUCUCACUCCAGCAGCGAAAGCUCCACUUAUACCGUCGCUGCCACGGAGGCCAUGUCAGCGCCGACAACGAAUGCGGUGUCGAACAACAAUUUAUUACUUGACAACAACCGUGAGUCGAAGAUGUUCGCUAACCCUAACCCCUAUUUAGAGCAGAGUCGUAGUGGUGGCCUUUUCUCUGACAUAGAGAGCUUCAGCAGCCUCGUCAAUUUAAACAACCAAGCAUUGGGGUUUGGGUUUGGGAACAAUAAUAGCAACAUCAGCAUCCUCGAUGCGACGUCGUUUCGGUUUGGUGUUAGUGUUACUAAUCCGCACGGGAAUGAUCAGGUGCUUGCGGCACCAGGUGGAGGCCAUGGUCAGUGGCAACAACAACAGCAGAAUCAUCAUGAGUUCGGUACGGCGUCGUUUCUUGAUCACACCGUGCCGCUUGAGUUUUCUUCGCUGCAGCAUAAAGCUGGGCAUCAGGGAGGGUUUGGACCGUUGGAUUGGCAACCCGGUGGGGAUCAAGGUUUGUUUGAUCUUCCUAACACUGUUGAUCAACCUUACUGGACACACCACACUCAUUGGUCUGAUCAAGAUAAUCCUUCUUCUCUCUUUCAUCUUCCCUGAAAGUACUCAAGAAAUUUCUCUUUUUUUUUGUUUUUUAUGACCUGAGAGGAAAAGCGUAAAAGAAUAUUUGUUUGGAGUCUAAAGCAACGUAGAAAAACAAAUUGGAAGAGAACCUGGAAGGAACUUCUAAUUAAAAUAUGUAAAUUUCUGGUUUUUUUACUUUUCUUUUUUUGGGGAGGUGAUUGGGCUUGAUCAUAAGUAGUGAUGUUCUAAUGUUCAUGUGAAACUAACAUCCAUGUUAGUUUUUUUUGCUUAUGUUUUAUUUUAUGUACUUAUUAUUUGGAAUUUAUUUACUAGGGGGGAAAACAUAGGAGCGUUUUACUUUUUAAUAUAUACUGGGGAUUGGUGCUGUAACAAUUGUUGUUUGGUUGCGUGUUUGGGAUUGUAAUCUUAUUCUGGCGUGUUUGAGAUGCUAUUUUCAUCCGCACUAUUGAUGGCUAUGAAUUUGAAAAUGACUCAAAA